GGUGACCGCCGUGUUGCUUUGGCCCGCCCGCAUCGCUUUUGCGUUUGCACUCGCACUUACUUUGGCAAUAGCGUUUGUUCCAUGACCCUUCAAUAUCUAGGUUUUCAAACUUUCCGCUCUUCUCUCGCCGCGUGUGAAGCAUAGAACAUCCGUUUUUAGGUCCCCACGCAUCCAGUCGAUGUUGCCUCGUGCUCAACCCUUCGAAGCGACGAAAGAUCACGGCGAAAACUUGACAUCGGCUGUUCAGGGAUGCAGCGAUGCCUAAGUCUCAAGCGAAGAAGCCUCCUGCGAAGGGCCUUGACACUUCGAAGUCAAACGCAAAGGCAGGAACACCAGCCCCAUACAAGUUCAGUGGGCAUGACUCGAUCAACAUCAGCUCGUUCGACCUUGCGCAAGUUCAGGAAUCACUAGAGCACUCCGAUGUGCCUUCAAUGCGACCGCAGCUCAAGUCGCCCAGACAAUACCCUCGUGAAUUGAACCACCCCAUGCACUGGCAGCUCCUACAGCAUGAAUUCUUGAUCUCGCGCCACAAGGCUUUAAGGUCAUCAGUGCUUUCUCAUCCGUCCACGUUACCUGCCCUCGAACCAACUUCAAAGACUCCUGAAACUCUCCCGCUCGAUGAAUCAGCCAGCAAUCUACGUCCCCCGUCGCCCGGCGAAAGCUCGACGGCCUCUACAAAACCUCCGGUCCCAGAAAUCCGCUUAUCCCCUCCCGAAGAAACAUCCAAAACCCCUCGUCAACCGCGCCCUCCGAUCGAGAACCCAGCCUACCCUUGGGAGGAAGAAGAGCUUCAAGCUCUGGAGGAUCUGCGAAAUGGACAACGUCGCUUGCAUGAAGAAACCCUCGAUGCGAUGGGGCAAAUGGCCUACUGGUCUUUCAGAGCGCAACGUGCUGCGAAUCGAGUCAAGAAAACGAUGUGUGAACUUAUGAGCUACAUGGAUGAGGUUCUGGCUGAGCAGGAGGAAGUUCAAGGUCAUAAUGAGAACGAAUGCAAUGUCGUGCCUCCAUCUUUGACGAAGUGAGUUCGUCGAAAGAUGAUCAUGGUAAUGAAAGGGUUCGCCCAAGAGAGUCACGGCAGGUUUUGCUACAUGUGUAGAUCAG
Messenger RNA from Fusarium oxysporum Fo47, 1101 nucleotides. RefSeq lists its product as uncharacterized. The record is from RefSeq and is a predicted model, not a curated record. The coding region runs from base 258 to 1022 and encodes 254 amino acids. The transcript has 2 exons. Lineage: Eukaryota; Fungi; Ascomycota; Sordariomycetes; Hypocreales; Nectriaceae.